GGCAAUGCAAACUAACUGGAGGAGAACGGGUGAUGAUUUUAGAAAACCACGGAACACCAGGGAGAGCUCAAAACUGUUCCAAAGCUGAUUUCCAGGAUUCAUCAGAUCAAGUCACAGUGAAGAUGGAGAUUCUCUCAUUCUGCCACAGCUCCAGAGCCAGCUCCCCUCUCCCUGGGUUUAUUGUUUUCUUCCUUACUUGUUAUGUUCACAAGAUGGAAUCAGCCCAGUUCAGUGUGACUGGUCCUGGUCACCCUGUCACUGCAAUUGUGGGUGAGGCCAUUGUGUUACCCUGUCACCUGUCUCCCAGGAUGAGCGCUGAGAACAUGGAGGUGAGAUGGUUCCGAUCUGAGUUCCUUUCAUUUGUGCACCUAUAUCAGCAUGGGAAGGAUCAAUACGGGAACCAGAUGUCAGACUAUCAUGGAAGAACAGAGCUUUUGAAAGCUGCCAUCACAGAUGGGAAUGUUUCCUUGCGGAUUCUUAAUAUCAGACGCUCAGAUGAAGGACAAUACAACUGUUUUGUUCAAGAUGGUUCUUUUUAUGAAGAAGCCCCAUUGGAACUGAAGAUAGCAGCUUUGGGCUCCAAUCCUGUCAUCUCUGUGGAGAGUCACCAGGAUGGAGGGAUCCGGGUGGUUUGUCAAUCAGCUGGGUGGUACCCAGAGCCCAAGGUGCUAUGGAGAGAUCACAGUGGGCAAGAAUUACCAUCUCUCUCUGAAGCAAAAUCGCUAGGGGAUAGUGGCCUGUUUGAAACAGAAAAUUCUAUUAUUAUAAAAGAACAUUCAAACCAGAACCUGUCCUGUUGGAUCAGGAACACCGUUCUCAAUCAAGAAAAGGAAUCAACAGUUUAUAUAGCAGAUUUCUUUUUCCCAAGAGUGAAUCCGUGGAUGGUGGCUCUGAGUGUGAUUCUCCCAGUUUUGUUUGGUUUCAUUGGCCUCACUAUGUAUCUAUUUAAAAUAAAAGAUGAUCUUCAACGAGAACUUGACUGGAGAAGAAACAUCCUCUAUCCAGUGAAUGUGACUCUGGAUCCAGACACGGCCCAUCCCGAACUCAUCCUGUCAGAGGAUCAGAAAAGUGUGAGACGGGGAGACACAUGGCAGGAUCUGCCCAACGACCCUGAGAGAUUUGACACUGAGCCCUGUGUGCUGGGCUGUGAGGGAUUCACCUCGGGGAGACAUUGCUGGGAGGUGGAGGUGGGGGCUGGGCGAUUCUGGGCUGUGGGGGUGGCCAGAGAGUCUGUGAGGAGGAAGGGAGGGAUCAGCCCUAGCCCUAAGGGGGGGAUCUGGGCUGUGGAGCGGUUGUGGGGUGAGUUCCAGGCUCUCACCUCCCCUCGCACCCGCCUGCCCCUGAGUCGGGCCCCCAGCAGGAUCUGGGUUUGUCUGGACUGUGACCGGGGGCAGGUGACAUUUAUCGAUGCUGGUGACCAGGCCCCGAUCUUCACUUUCCCGCCGGGCUCCGUCCCUGGGGAGAGAAUCCGACCCUGGCUCCGGGUGGGGCGGGGAUCCCGGCUCAGACUGUGUCCCUGAGACACACAGUUGAGGGGGGAACCAGAACUCAACCUCUCUUACCGCGCACACCCCAGUCUCUAUGACCCUGCAGGACUCCCAUCUACCCAGCCUCUGGCUCCUCAUCUCUAUGGCCGCU
Molecule: messenger RNA, 1638 nt
Organism: Mauremys mutica (yellowpond turtle)
Lineage: Eukaryota; Metazoa; Chordata; Testudines; Geoemydidae
Product: butyrophilin subfamily 1 member A1-like
Exons: 8
Coding region: 33-1520 (495 amino acids)
Molecular function (GO): protein binding
Source: RefSeq, a predicted model, not a curated record